UUAAUUUUUUUUUUAAAAAAAAUAAGUAGAUUGGUAUCCUCUUUUACCUACCUCUUUUUCUAUCAGACCAUUAUGUGAAGGUCGCUAUCCAGCAAACUAUACAUACUUUUUCCCAUCGAAGACUAAUUAUGUCAAGCUUGGGGGUACAACGUGGUUUCUAUGUAUAAUGAUCUGAUAGGUGCUAUGUAAAUUAGGCAUCUUUUCAUAGUGAUAAUGUUCUUACAAUCGUAGAAACAGCAAAGCGGAAGACUUGGAUAUUAGGUUGGAGGAGUUGAAGCAGAGCUGAAGAUAGACAAUGCCUUUUUGGUAUGCCUAAAGAACAAUCUGUAACGAUCCCAUCUCACUGUUAUAGCUAUAGAGAAGGAUGGAGCUACUGUUGAAACAAUCUGAAAGAAGCCUAUUUCAUUGUUAUUGUUCUAAGAAAGAUGUACGAAUGCAGCUAUGGUCCAACAAUUCUUUUUCAAACCUCCUCACAAGCUGAAAGAAGUACACUGAUCCAUCUGUAGAGUAUGACCUGAAGCUUUGGCCAUUCAAGGUCAUUCCUGAUCCUGGCAACAAUCCCAUGAUUGUUGCAUCCUACAAAGGGGAGGAAAAGCAAUUUGCACCUGAGGAGAUUUCUGCUAUGAUUCUCACAAAGAUGAAGGAGGUUGCUGAGGCCUACCUUGGGUUACCAGUAAAGAAUGCUGUUAUUACCGUCCCAGCCUAUUUCAAUGAUUCGCAACGCCAAGCAACUAGAGAUGCCGGAGCCAUCUCUGGCCUCAAUGUAUUGCGUAUCAUCGUUGAACCAACAGCUGCUGCGAUUGCUUAUGGUCUUGACAAAGAAUUGCUCAACAACACAGGCGGCCAGAAGAAUGUACUUAUUUUUGACCUUGGAGGUGGUACUUUUGAUGUUUCUCUUCUCACUAUUGAGAAGAGCAUGUUUGACGUGAAAGCUGUUGGGGGAGAUACUCAUCUUGGUGGAGAGGACUUUGACAAUAGAAUGGUGAACCACUUUGUCCAAGCGUUCAAGCGAAAGCACAAGAAGGACAUCAGUGGAAAUCCGAGAGCUCUUAGGAGAUUAAGGUCAGCUUGUGAGAGGGCAAAGAGGAUACUUUCCUCUAUUCAUCAGACAUCAAUCGAGAUUGAUGCUUUGUUUGAGGGUACUGAUUUUCAAUCAACCAUUACAAGGCCAAGAUUUGAGGAGCUGAACAUGGACUUGUUCAGGCAAUGCAUGGAGCCAGUUGAAAGCUGCUUAAGGGAUGCCAAGAUGGACAAGCAUAGCGUCCAAGAUAUCGUUCUUGUGGGUGGUUCAACCAGGAUUCCAAAGGUUCAGCAGUUGUUGCAAGAUUUCUUUAAUGGCAAGACCCUUUGCAAGAGCAUUAACCCAGAUGAAGCCGUUGCCUAUGGUGCAGCUGUUCAAGCUGCAAUCUUGGAUGGCAGGGGCAACCAGAAGGCUCUGGAUAUUGCACUUAUGGAUGUUACCCCAUUGUCUCUUGGUUACCAAACCAAGGGAGAGGUCAUGAAUGUUGUGAUCCCUAGGAACACCACCAUCCCUACGAAAAAGGAGACAACAUGUACAACAGCUUGCGAUAACCAGACUAGUAUAUUGUUUCCGGUGUACGAAGGUGAGCGAGCAAGAUCAACAGAGAACAAUUUGUUAGGUGAAUUCACGCUCGAGGGUAUUCCUCCAGCCCCUAGAGCAGUCCCUGUAAUCAAUGUCUGCUUUGAUCUGGAUGCCAACGGCAUUUUAAAUGUCUCUGCAGAGGAUGAAAAUACAGGGCAGAAAAGUAGAAUCUCCAUCUCUUUUGAUAAAGGAAGGUUGUCAAGAGAAGAAAUUGAGAAGAUGGUCCAGGCAGCCGAGAAGUACAAGUUUGAGGAUGAGGAGCACAAAAAGAAGGUCAAGGCAAAGAUUGCCUUAGAGGAUUAUACAUACAACUUGAGAGACACCAUCAAGAGUAAGAACAUUAGUUCUAGUCUGUCAUCUGCUGACAUGAAGAAGAUUGAGGAUGCAAUUGAGGAUGCCAUGCAAUGGUUGGAUGGGAAUCAGCUUGGAGAGACGGACGAAUUUGAGGACAAGAUGAAGGAGCUUGAGAGUAUUACCAAGCGCCUUAUGAUUACGAAGAAGGACUAACGUGAUCCUUCCAAGAAGAAUUGAGCAUGGAACUUAAAAGUUUCCUUCUAAGAAGAAUUGGCACGGACCAUAAAGUUUUCCUUUUGCAUCAAAGGACUUAUUGACUUGGGAACGAAUCAAUCAACUAAACCAAAUUUAGUAAGUUGGAAGCUUGGGCUAAUUAUCCCAAGACUUGCUUUGGAAUAUGAACAACAAUAGUUGUGACUUUUAAUUAUUUGCACUUAAUCUUUUCCUCCAAUUUUCUAUGGGGUUCAUUCUUGAUGUGCAUUGGACUUCCAUACCUUGUUAUUUAGUUACGAGUUUGUAAGAAACAACCAUGCCCA
Coffea arabica (coffee) is the source of this 2433-nucleotide messenger RNA. The record is from RefSeq and is a predicted model, not a curated record. NCBI's taxonomy places the organism in Eukaryota, Viridiplantae, Streptophyta, Magnoliopsida, Gentianales, Rubiaceae.